AUGACUGUAUGCCCCAAACCUAAAACAGCACCACGAUACUUCAUCCUUGAGGCUUACACACCUGCAGUCCAAACUAACAAGAGAAAACAUCUACAUGGCACGGCAGGAGUCUUUGAAAUGUCUCUUUGCAGUUGCCUGGACACAGAACAGACUGGUAGAGCAGGGAGGCAGCGGAGAAAGGGUGAAGACAGGAACUCCAGCCUCUUUCAUUCUGUCUCAAUAUGUCUCAAGAUGGCGGCCAAUGUGGGAUCGAUGUUUCAAUAUUGGAAGCGCUUUGAUUUACAGCAGCUGCAGAGAGAACUCGAUGCCACAGCAACAAUAUUGGCUAACCGACAAGAUGAAAGUGAGCAGUCUAGGAAAAAACUUAUCGAGCAAAGUCGCGAGUUCAAGAAAAACACUCCAGAGGACCUUCGCAAACAGGUAGCUCCAUUACUGAAGAGUUUCCAAGGAGAGAUUGACGCAUUGGGUAAAAGAAGCAAAGAAGCAGAGGCAGCCUUCUUGAAUGUUUAUAAGAGAUUAAUUGAUGUUCCAGAUCCAGUUCCAGCCUUGGAUUUAGGACAGCAACUUCAGCUCAAGGUUCAACGUAUGCACGAUAUUGAAACAGAGAACCAGAAACUUAGGGAAACUCUAGAGGAAUACAACAAAGAAUUCGCUGAGGUGAAAAAUCAGGAGGUUACAAUAAAAGCACUUAAAGAGAAAAUCCGAGAAUAUGAACAGACCCUGAAGAACCAAGCUGAGAAUAUAGCUCUUGAAAAAGAACAAAAAUUACAAAAUGAUUUCGCAGAGAAGGAGAGAAAAUUGCAGGAGACACAGAUGUCGACAGCCUCGAAGCUGGAAGAAGCCGAACACAAAGUUCAAGCUUUGCAAACAGCCUUGGAAAAAACCAGAACAGAACUAUUUGAUCUGAAAACAAAAUAUGAUGAAGAAACUACUGCAAAGGCUGAUGAAAUCGAGAUGAUCAUGACAGACCUUGAAAGAGCAAAUCAGAGGGCAGAGGUGGCUCAGAGAGAGGCAGAGACCUUAAGGGAGCAGCUCUCGUCAGCUAACAAAUCUCUCCAACUCGCUACGCAGAUCCAGAAGGCACCUGAUGUGGAGCAGGCCAUCGAGGUGCUAACACGGUCCAGCUUGGAAGUAGAAUUGGCCGCAAAGGAGCGGGAAAUUGCCCAGCUCGUAGAAGAUGUCCAGAGACUACAGGGCAGCCUCACCAAGCUGCGGGAGAACUCCAGCAGCCAAAUCUCACAGCUGGAGCAGCAGUUAACCGCCAAGAACAGCACGCUUAAACAACUGGAAGAAAAACUGAAAGGACAGGCUGAUUAUGAAGAGGUUAAGAAAGAAUUAAAUAUAUUGAAAUCCAUGGAGUUUGCACCAUCUGAAAGCUCUGGUGCGCAGGAUGCAUCUAAACCGCUGGAGGUGCUGCUGCUGGAGAAGAACCGCUCCUUGCAGUCUGAGAAUGCCACGCUGCGUAUCACUAAUAGUGACCUGAGUGGGUCAGCCAGGAGAAAAGGGAAAGACCAGCCUGAGAGUCAGCGUCCUGCAACCUUGCCGGCCUCCCCUCCUUCUCAGUUGCUCCGCAACGCGGGGGAGCAGGCUUCCAAUACUAAUGGUACACACCAGUUCUCACCAACGGGUUUAAGUCAAGACUUUUUCAGCUCAUCCCUGGCAAGCCCCAGCUUACCCCUGGCCUCCACAGGAAAAUUUGCACUAAACUCUCUCCUCCAGCGACAGCUAAUGCAGUCCUUCUACUCCAAGGCAAUGCAGGAAGCAGGAAGCACAAGCAUGAUUUUUUCAACAGGUCCUUACAGCACAAACUCCAUCUCUUCCCAAAGUCCAUUACAACAAAGUCCGGAUGUAAAUGGCAUGGCCCCCUCUCCCAGCCAGUCAGAAAGUGCUGGGAGCAUCUCCGAAGGCGAGGAGAUAGACACAGCCGAAAUUGCACGUCAGGUGAAAGAGCAGUUGAUCAAGCACAAUAUUGGACAGCGGAUAUUUGGACAUUAUGUGUUGGGACUGUCACAAGGGUCUGUGAGUGAGAUACUAGCCCGGCCAAAGCCAUGGAAUAAACUGACUGUGAGAGGCAAGGAGCCAUUUCAUAAGAUGAAGCAGUUCCUCUCGGACGAGCAGAACAUCUUGGCUCUUCGCAGCAUCCAGGGUAGACAAAGAGAGAAUCCAGGCCAGAACCUGAACAGACUAUUUCAGGAAGUACCGAAACGAAGAAAUGGGUCUGAAGGUAAUAUAACCACACGAAUCCGAACCACAGAGACUGGCUCUGAUGAAGCCAUCAAAUCCAUUCUUGAACAAGCCAAAAGGGAGCUGCAAGUACAGAAAACAGCUGAGCCGGCUCAGCCGCCUUCUGCAUCUAGCAGUGGCAAUUCUGAUGAUGCUAUUCGAUCCAUUCUGCAACAAGCCCGACGCGAAAUGGAGGCACAGCAGGCUGCCCUUGAACCUGCCUUAAAAACAACACCUUUAUCUCAAGCUGACAUUUCUAUCCUGUCCCCCAAACUAGUAUCUACACCUGCAAUGUCUUCGGUUUCCAGCUAUUCUCCUUUGGCCAUAUCCCUGAAGAAACAUUCAUCUGUCACUGAUUCCAGUAUCUCUGCAUUGCAGAACCUCUCUGGGCUCAAAAAGGAGCCUCAGGAGGCACCUGUUUUAGAGCUUCAUGGAAUAAGUGAUUCUGCCCAGGGUAUGUUGAGGCAUGUUAAAAAUGAGUUGGGACGUGGUGGUGUUUGGAAGGACCAUUGGUGGAAUACUGUGCAGCAUGAGAGAAGAAAUCUUCCCGAAGAUAUAAAAGUUGAGGAAGCCAGUGGUGGAAAAGAAAAGGUCAGCAAUCAGACUAGGCCAGAUCGUAGCCAGCUCCAAGGACCAUCUUCUUCAGAGUAUUGGAAAGAGUGGCCAAACGCUGAAUCUCCGUACUCGCAGAGUUCUGAAUUGAGCAUGACUGGGGCGAGUCGCAGUGAGACACCACAAAAUAGCCCCCUCCCUUCAUCCCCUAUCGUGUCCUUGUCAAAGCCAUCCAAACCUUCAGUUCCUCCACUGACACCUGAGCAGUAUGAGAUUUAUAUGUACCAGGAAGUGGAUACAAUAGAACUAACGCGUCAGGUCAAAGAAAAGCUAGCAAAGAAUGGCAUCUGCCAAAGGAUCUUUGGGGAAAAGGUAUUGGGGCUGUCCCAAGGAAGUGUCAGUGACAUGCUCUCCAGGCCAAAGCCAUGGAGUAAAUUGACACAAAAAGGCCGAGAACCAUUUAUUCGUAUGCAGCUCUGGUUGAAUGGUGAGCUGGGACAGUGUGUCCUGCCUGCACAAGGGCAGCAACAAGGACAAGUCCUUCACUCUGUGACAUCAUUACAGGAUUCCCUACAGCAGGGAUGUGCAAGCUCAGAAAGCACUCCAAAGACUUCUGCCAGUUGCAGUCCUGCUCCUGAAUCUCCUAUGAGUUCCAGUGAAUCAGUGAAAAGCCUGACUGAAUUGGUACAGCAGCCCUGUCCCACUAUAGAGACAAGUAAGGAUGGCAAAUCCCAAGAAUCUAGUGAGCCGCCUGCUUCUGAAUCCCAGUCCACAACACCUUUGCCGCUGUCAGGCCACUCGGCACUCAGCAUUCAAGAACUGGUUGCUAUGUCCCCUGAGCUGGAUACGUAUGGCAUUACAAAAAGGGUCAAAGAAGUGCUAACGGACAACAAUCUUGUGUGGCUGACAAGCCUAAAAAGCAGCAGAAGAGCCAGGAAAUGUGCCCCAAACUCUGCAUUAGGUCAGCGUUUGUUUGGGGAGACAAUCCUAGGGCUAACACAAGGCUCUGUCUCAGACCUUCUGGCUCGCCCAAAGCCCUGGCACAAGCUGAGUUUGAAGGGACGAGAACCCUUUGUCCGCAUGCAGCUGUGGCUGAACGAUCCCAACAACGUGGAGAAGCUGAUGGAUAUGAAACGAAUGGAGAAAAAAGCUUACAUGAAACGGCGACACAGCUCCGUUAGUGACAGUCAGUCUUGUGAGUCCUCAUCCGCUGGCAUAGACUACAGCCAGGGGGCCAGCCCGCAGCCACAGCAUCAGCUGAAGAAGCCCCGGGUGGUGCUGGCACCAGAAGAGAAGGAAGCUCUGAAACGAGCCUACCAGCAAAAGCCAUACCCAUCACCAAAAACCAUUGAGGAACUGGCUACGCAGCUCAACUUGAAAACCAGCACCGUGAUCAACUGGUUCCACAAUUACAGGUCUCGCAUCCGCCGGGAGCUGUUCAUCGAGGAGAUCCAAGCGGGAAGCCAGAGCCAGGCCGGGUCGAGCGAUUCUCCUUCGGCGAGAAGCAGCAGAGCCACUCACAGCUCGGAGGGAGACAGCUGCGACGGUGUGGACGCAGAAGGCCCACCUGAAGGAAAGCCGAGCGGUCCGGAGGCGGACGAGUACAGCAAUGCAACCACAAAGUCUCAGGGAGGGCAAGCGGAGUCGGCUCUGGAAGCAGGGGAAGAGGCACUGCCUGGCGCCAGGCCUUCGGAGAGAGCAGAGCCGUUCCUCUUGGGAGCGGAGAGCCUGGAGGACACCGACGAUGAGGGCAGGCUCAGAGCGCCGCGCCAGAGCUCUCCAGCGGGGUCUCAGCGUUCAGGAGAAGCUCUGGAGACACUGCCCAACUCCGCCACGGAAGGGGAUGCCUCUACCUCAGCUGCCUCCACCUCAGUCCUUACAGGGGAGAGCUCCUACAAGUCAAAAGAAAGUUCAGAGAAAAUCUCCAGCGUGCCAAGUACGAGUUCGACGCCGGCCGCAGGCUCGCAGAAAGCCAACUCUCUCCAGAGCUUGUUCAGCUUCUCCGAGGCCGCGAGCUCCAGGAACACGCGAGACAGCUCCUUGAGGAAAAAGAAAGCAGCAAACUUGAACAACAUAAUCCACCGCUUGGAGAAGGCCGCGAGUCGAGAAGAGGCUGUCGAGUGGGAGUUUUGAGAUUAAAACUCACCCAACUCUGGAGAGCUGGGAAGUGAAACUGGACCUCUACUGGUUUUAUUGUGUUGCGCACUUAACCGCCCUGCGGGCCACAGGGCAAAAACGCCAUAGGCCAAGGUGCAUAUAGAAAACAAAAGGAGCGUUAAGCCCAAUUUAUGUUUGUGUUUUCGAGGAAGAAAACUGAAAUGUGUAGUCGAGCUUUUUUGUACCCUGAAGUGUUUUUAUUAUUGCCCUAAGUGAUUUCCACAAUUUCUGGAAUAACUCAUACAGCUUUGCCUUGUGCCCUCCUCUUUGGUGUGGGCUUUAAAAAAAAAGAAAAACGUUUAAAAAAAAAAUCAAACCCACAUAUUAAAAGGGGGCUUUUUAUCUGCCAUCUAAUGGCUACAGAGCGAUAAUACACUAUUAUCUUCUUAAACCAGGAAAAAAGGGGAGAUUUUUCAAAAAAAAAAGAAAAAAAAAAGAAAGUUUUUUGUAGCUGUUCAGUUGCCACUAAGAGAUUGCACAGUCAACCGACUCUAAACACACUAGUUUGGAUUCCUACAUAUUUUCAAGAAAAGAAAAGAAUCUUGUUGUUUGAAACUUUGAAUUAAAAAAAAGAAAAAACACAUUUACUCCACAUAUUUUUUAACAAAACAAAAAAAAAGUCACAUCAGGAAAAUAUCUUAAUUUGUGGUAGCUGACUUAGUGUUUUCUUGUAAGUGAAAUAGAAUAUUGACACGUAGUGCACAUUGUUUCAUAGCUUUAACUGAUUCUGGUCUUUUGCAGACCAGAAUUUGUUUAAUACACUCCAUUUUAGGCCAAAUCAGGACAAAAAAAAAUCUGAAUCUAGGUAUUUUAUAAUCUGCUUUUUAACCUCUAACCACAGAGCACGCUGAUCAGACCUCAUAUCUAGGAGGUUUAGGAGACAACUUAGAAACAGCAUGUACUUGAUCAUUUCACUUGGUUCAUAGUGUACAGGAUUUCCUUUCAGUAAAGUCAGAUAGCUCAAAAAAACGUUGGCCAGUAACAUUUCAGCCUGCUACUUCGGGGACGUAUUCUGUAACCCGAAAUGUUCAGCUUACCUGGAACCGAUGAAAGCGUAGUUCAUGUGUACGACUGCUGUCACACACCACUAAGAGGGGACUGGAGCUGCCUCAGAUAGAGAAGUUUUCCUGCUGUAGGUGGCCAUUUACUGACUCUCUUCCCACCACAAGCACUGAUUUUAAAUAUGUUUUAGUUGUGGGAAGCUUAUUUUUUACGUGGAAUAAUAGUACAUGGCAAUGACCAGAUGGGCUCUUACCAAGACGGAAGCAGCCCAAACUCCAAACCAAAACGUUCAUGCUCUCGAGUCCCAGUCUAGCCCAUUCUGCCCUGCAGAAAUACAGCCUUUUGCCAUUUUUUUAUGCACAGGUUAGGGCUGAUCAAAGUACAAAUCAAAUUCUAACUUGUCUCUAACUCCUCCUGUUGUCUAUAUGUAUAUGCGUGAGCAUAGAGGUGUGUGGAAGGAUGUGUGUGUGUGAGUGUGUGCGUGCAAUUUUAUACGUCUGUGUAUUUUCUUACGUACUUGUGCACACAUAGAGUGCAUUACUGCCACCUUUUUUCAAUAAGCUGUUUUAUCAGUUAUGGCUUCUACAAGUUUGCUAAUUUAGACUCCUUUAUUGCCAUAUCUUUAAAACUAACAAUAGAUGAUUUCGGAAUAUAUAUAUAUAUAUAAAUAUAUAUAUAUAUAAUUUUUUUUUGCUUAUUUAUAGGUGCUGUAUUUUAUUAUCUGAUUGUUAGGAAGGGAUGAAAGGGGGCAAAUAUUCUUUAGAGGGAUAGACUGCCGGCAGUAUUGGGUAUAAUUUACAAGAUGUAGUUGUCAUACUGUAUAUUAUUGAUUGAAGACUUUUUGACCGUAUUGUGUAUCAUUGAACUUUUGUCUUAGGUCAGCAUCUUUUUGAUGACACUUUAAUGGUGCAUUCAUUACUUCUUAAGUUUAAUUAAUAUUACUUUUCUGAUUUUGGGGGAGGGAGGGAUGGGGAGAGGAGUUCCGACUUUAAAGGUAUGUUCCCAAUAUUACACCUCAGUGUGCUUGUAUUAAUUCAUUAGUAGGAUUUUUGACUGUAAGAUGUGAAACCACAUUUCUUGCAUGAUGUUUUAGAACUUAUGUAUUUCAUUUACAGUCUCUUAACAUGCAACAGCAGCACUUAGCGCAAGUUUCACAAAUUAAGAAUCAGUACACUAAAAUCAAUCCUUUUCAUGAUUAAGAAAAGAAGGCUCUAGGAGGCUGAAAGGCAGGGAUUUGUUUCCUCUUUUUACUGCUAGCUGUUUCAGGGUACCUCCUUGGGUAUUGGGGACUUGUGAUGCAAAACUAAAAUCGAGGAACAGAGAGAGCAACGGCCCCUUUCUGUGAUGAGCUGAGGAGAUGGUCUGUAAUAGCAAACACCAGUGUGUGACAGCCCGUACUGGAAGCGAUUUUGGCUUCUUAUCUGGAGUGCAGUUAGUCCACAGGAAUGGCCAGCAAGGGAAAUAACGUGGUGAAGCAAAGUGUUACCUCUCUGUAUCUGUACAAUGGUCUGGUUUGACGUAAAAAGCACAGCACCAUCUAUAAAUGCGCGUCCUGGUAAAAGUACGCCUACCUUAAUACAAGUCAUAACAAGAUGCGUCUUCAGCCGUGAAGCAAAACUUCUGAUGAGAAGACAGAGAUAUUUUAUGUUCUGAAUUUUUGUCUUUAUUGUUCGGUUCAGGUUGUAUUGUGGUUGUUUGUUUCUUUAGGUAAUUCUAGGCAGUACAUUUGCCGGUCUGUUUCUACUGUCCUUGUCUGCUGAUUUGAGAUCCAGGUGCUUGAUGCAGUCAAGUGGUUACUCUCGGCUUUCUCGAUAGAGAGGUUUCGUGUUUUUUUUUCUGUUUGAUCAUUUUUUUAAAAUUAAUAUUCCCCAAACUGUUCUUGUGCCUGUGUCGAUAUAAUUGCAUUCCAUAAUGCUUACUGAGAGCUCUUGCUGCAUUAUCCGACAGCAGAACUGUAUUCACAGGUUGAACACAAAUGCAGCAUUUAAGGUCGAUCUCUCUUCUUAAUAAGCAAUACGUAAGUGCCUUGAAACUUGUAUCUUUUUUUUUUCCUGUUUGUUUUUAGAUAGUUUUUCAGAUUUCCACUAGUUCUUUAGGGUUCUUUAGCAUCUGCCCAGUUUUUAAUGCUAUAAUGGUUUUUAAAAUGCAUAUCUGUAGCUUGCCCUAGAGGAAAUUUUUCUGUUAUAACACUAACUGUUAAUUCUAAGCUCCAUCAUUACAUUUGAAUCUUGUAAUUUUGCUGGAUAAAGACAGCAUUCACAAGUCAGAAGUCACUCCAUCCUGCCAAGGGUUGUCAUUGGCAUCUAUUAUAAAAUUAAUCAAAUCAAAUGCUGUCAGUAUUUCCUGUAUUUUUGGCACUUUAUUAAUGGCUUAGCUCCUUUUGUUGUUUCAUAUUUAAUGAUCUGCGUUGAAUGUGGAUUAGCCUGCUGAGAUGCUGUGGGGGCAGCCCGGCCGCCCCGCUGGGCGUCACUCGGGGUCCCUUGGUAAGCGCCUCGUUCAGGGCACGGGCAGACGGACGCCCUCAGACCGAGCUUGUAGAGUUGAAGUGAUGCACCCAGCUGUUUGUUCCCGAUUUUUAGCCAAGGUCACAGCUGCUUUUCUGUUCCAUUGGAAAGCAAAAUGGAUUAGCUUGAACUACUGCUGAGAUUCUCUUGUUGGAGAUGAGCUACCUACUGGCUUUCCGAACGGGCAGAGACCUCCCUGGUUCAGAGACUUAACUUCAGCAACACUGAAAGAUUUUAGCUGUAUUUCUGUUCUUGCGCGGCAUUUGAAAGUAACGCUUUUCAGAAAAAAUAUGUAUUGGAGUAACUUUCUUUUUACUUGAUUAACAGAAAAGGACAAAAAAGUUGCAGGAGAAGAAAAGCCAGAGAGUAGCACUGGGGCUUUUUAUAUUCUUCGGUCACUGCGCGGGAAGGCGAGCGGUGUUACAGAGGCACAGGGGACCUGGGGCUCAUCCCGUGGCAUGGUCACUUUGCAGAGCACGGAGCCUGGGAGCAGAGCACUCACUGAUGACAUUUUUCUCCCAAUGGAUAAAAGCACAGAUAGUUUUCAGAAAAGAUGUAAUGCCAGAGUCUAUUUUGUUCUGAUUUGUUUCUCGAGGUUCUUUAAAAAUAGUUUUAUUUUCUCUUUCUAUGUCGAGUUCUAUGCUGUUCUAAAGCUGUGGAUGAAGGGCCCAGGCUAUUUUAACAAAAAUACCUUUAUAUUGCAGCAAAAAAUUGUCGUUUUUCUUUCUGGAUGGUUAGGAAAGGCAAAAGGUGUAAUACUUGUUUAGGUAAAAGUAAGGGAAGAGUAUCCCUUGGCAGAGGGGUCAUCCAGUGUGAUUUUCAAUGCACUUCCAUAUUUGAGGAUACAAAUUUCAGAUGACAGGUUUGCACAUUACGAUUGGCAGAAAUGGUUCUAAUUACAGUUGUUGUUGAUGCCGUAAAAUUUGACCAUUUUAUUUAUUCAUCUGUAAAAUGUCUCUAAAUAGAGCCACAUUUUAAAGGAACCUUUAUCAGUGCGCUCUGUCCUUAUCAUGAAUUAGUGAAUAUUCAGUAAAAAACUCUUUGCUGUAAUAAGAAAGAUCAGUCAUAUAGUUAAAGAGAAAAAUAUAUAUUUACAUGUGCCUUUCUCAUUAGGUGAAAGAUCCUCACAAUAGUUUUAUCAAACUUGUUCAUAUGGGAAUGGUGUAGAGAAGGGGGUUAAUGAAUGCGACAAUUCUAUGCAAUAUUCUCUAUCCAAUUACUUAAAAGUUGCUGGUUUUCAGUCCUUUAAUGGGAGUAAUAGUAAGCUAUAGAGGUGCAUCAUUCUGGUGGUAACUCAAAUUAGAAAGGUGAUACAUUUACCUAAAUUAGGGUUGAGGGAGAUCUGACAAAGUAAUGUACUGAAAUAAUGGAAAAUGGUAACAGUGAUUGCAGUCCCCACUCGCACAGUUGCAGUCAGAAGUCUGUCGUUUUCCAUCUUAAAAUUACUAAUUCCAAGUAUUCUUAAAACUUAUAGGAAAUAAAAAUGCUUCUGGCAAAAACAGCGCUGGUUAGAAACAGGAAAAAAUAAUAUUUUGACCACGUAUAAAUUAUGAGAAUACAUGAAAAAAAAAUCCCUUGGUUUUGGACACUUCCUUGCACUUAAAUCCAAAUCAGUUUAUUUAAACUUAAAUGUUGCAGUAAUCUGGACUAGUGCCUUUAGCAAGGUUGCAAAGAGAUCAGAAAUCUUACUUAGCAAUUUGUUGCAAGCUGAAAGAAAAGCAGUUUGUUGCAUGCAGAUGGAGGGCACUAUUUUUGCUUCAUUUGUGUCUUUUUAACACGUGAGUUUCUUAAACUCUCUCUUCUUACUUCUUGACUCUGUGUACAUAUCCUAGAGUAUUUUCUGUCCUAGAGCCACCCUGUGUGGCUGAGUCCUGUGCUGUGAGUGUUUCUUGAAGACUAUCAGAAACACAGGAGAAGAGAAGUUGGUUCUUACGUGGGGGGGAGGGUGAUUUCACAUUCACUAAAACCAAAUCAUGCCCUUCCCGGGAGUGAAUUGGGUUUUGACCCUGCUGAGACAAUUUGCUCAUAUCUUCUUAAUCCUAAAUGUGACUCACUCAGACAAAACAGCUGUAAAGCAGUAUUCAGUUCACACAUACAUUGGCCUGCUGCAUUCCCCUUGCACUUUCUGUUGCCCCACUACUUGAACAUCAACAUUUUCUUCCUUUGUGUUGCAUAUACAAUCAACUUAUUGAAAAGAAAAAAGAGAGAAUUUAAAAAUUCUGUACAAAAAUAUAUUUUUUUUCCAGUGAUUUAAAAUCUUGCUGGAUGGUUUUAAAUUGCAAGGAGAAUCACUGGCUUGGAAAGCACAAGAUCUAGGUUUCUUUUCUGGCUUAACCUUCUCAGUUUGAGAAGUGACCUAGUGGUCCCUGUCUCCUUCACGUAUGCGUUUGAGCUCUGAAAUGUAGAAAUAUUAUUUCACAAAUAAGUUCUUUCCUCCCCAUCCCUUUUGUGGGAUGUAUUGACUAUGCCAUAUGUAAAAUAUAGUUAAUAAUGAACUUUAAAGCAAGACAAGCCCUUUAUGCUAUGCCUAGGGACUAAUCCUACAUGACCAGGUCAUGUACCCUACCCCGUUAAUAUGCAAGGAUAUAAAGUUUCUAUGCUCUGAAGGUGAAAUUUAUCCUUUUGGAGAAGGUUAGCAUUAGGCCUGUGCACUUAAGUUUUCAAAAAAGCCUUAAAAUAGGUGUGUGAGUGGUGCCAUCUCUCUCCUCAGGGAUGAUUUUCCCCCCAGUCCACUGGUACUGUGGCAUACGGGAUGCAAGUUAUUAGUUGUAAGGUCAUUUCCCAGCUGAACGAAGUCAUUCAUUGAAGUUUUAUUAGUGAGAACCUCUGGUACAGCCAAGGACCAAGGGCACCCACUUUUCCCACAACCUCUGUGUCAAACCCCAAACCCUUGGCUGUCCAGGGAAGCAUGCAUUUCUACAACUAGUUUAUGAAUGAGAAAAAGAUGGUCUGAUGCACAGGGUUGGUUUUUCAUUACUAGUCACAAACAUGUUGAGACACAAAAGUGCUUUAAAAGGAAAUGUCCCCUUUUAAAAAAUUAAUGAGAUUAUUGUAUUUUUCCUUGUCCAGCUGUUCUACAAAGGGCAAUUUCUGCCAUUGUUCAGGCUUGCUUUACUCGUGUGAUGCUAGUAGAAGGGUUUUGCCACAGUUCUGUUAUUUCUUAUGACCAAAACCGUUGGUUUCGUAGUAUCGUUUCUGGUUGUCUGUUGAAACAGACACAUGCCAAGAAUGACUGAAUUCCUGACCAUAGCAAAAUAACGUAGGAAACAGUACAGCAAAAGUAGACGGCUAAAGUCCCCACAAUAUCACGUCUUUGACUUUCUGUUUGAUUCUUAGAGACACUUGUACAACGUAGUACAAUCUUCAUCCAAAGAUCCAUGGAAGUGGAGAGUCAGGCCAGGAGUUCCCUGCUGCUUAGGUGACACACUUGCUUGUGGCAUAGUUACUGUGUAAUUCUGUGGUAAUGUUCAUAACAGCACCAUCUCUCUGUUGGUAACAGGAAUCAUGGCAUUAAGUCGUGUUACAUCUUCUGUCGAUGCGGGUAAUGAAUAUGCAUUUUUAGGAGUUGUUAAGUGUGUAUGUACAUGAUUCCAGUAUGGGAAGCCCCCUGUAUGUAUAAUAUUUACAUGCUUGGUCUCGGUGGGGCAGUAGAAUUGCUACAGCCAGAAUCAUCAAAUCAUUUGGGGCAUAGGUGAGUGGAGGCUUAAAACUACUUUGUAUCUUAAUGCAUAGCAUGCUAUUUUCCCAUUUGUCGGAUGAGUUCCGUGUUGUAAAUGCAGGAUUAUUCAUCUGAGAGGUCGGAUUUCUUGAGAUAUGCGGGUUCAGCUAACCUGGGGAGGGAGAAGAUCAUGUUCAGAAUACAUAAAAAUAAUUCCGAGGGUCUGAAAUGUGCAAAAGCCAGGUAAUUUGAAAUUAAGGGUCAAACUUUGUCUGUAACAUCCCGUAACAGUUGGUGUGAGGGGUUUGCUAUGAUGUGGCCUAGGAGAAGUUAAUAUGCUAGAUAGCUGCACAAGUAAAUUAUACUGUGCUAUAUUUAUGUACAGUGGGAAGAUGGAGAGUAAAGAAUUUUGCCAUGUAUUUAAACAAUUGCAAAAACCACUGAUCGGUAAAUUUAGCCAAGUAACAAGUACAAGCAAGUGGUUUGUUCUUGCUUUCCCUGAGCUGAAUAUUCAAGUAUUCUUGGGAAUGAGAUUGAAAUUCUCUACUUCACAGUUCCUCUUGGAAGACAAGUGCUGUGUGUUCAAGAGAAGAACUAAAACUUGGCACUUGACUUGCUCUGAAGUACAAUCCUAUCUCCAAGUAACUAAAAAAAAAAAAAGAUGUUUUCUACAAUCAGUCCUUCAGUCAGACUUCUCUGGCUUUUGUUAGUUUACAUUAGACCCUUAGUACUAUUUUGAUGUAUUAUUUAUGUGAGUAAAUUAUUACUAGCUUUAAAAGUGUUUCCAAAGUACCUAGUUACCUCUGGAUGCUGGUACAGGCUCUGCUGCAAGUGCUUGAGCAUCUGGCUCCUAAAGGAGACGUGUGGGGAAUAAGCAAGGUCACCUCUGUGUUGUCCUUUUCUUUUUCCUUGAGCAGGGCUUCCAUUUCCUUUCACCUCCUCAGGAGGUGGGGAUCAUGGAAAGGUCUUUUAUGGGGGAAAGAGGUUAGUUUAGUUUGAAAUGGUUUUAUUUUAAUUCAACAGGCAUGUCAUCAAAAUCCUGUACGUUACUGCAUUUCCCAUUAAGUUUUUAGUUCUCGCUACUUUCCUAAAAUGUAGUCUUUAACAAACUUUCUAUACUUGGAAAGCUAUGUGCCUUAUUUUCUAAUCUCUUCGUGGAGAAUAAUCUAAAGCACAGUGAUCUAGAUCGCAGCAUUCACAGCUUUUCACUUGGGUGGGGGGAAAGCAAGCGCCAACCAAGGAGCACUUGCGUGGCCCAGCGUUAGUUGCCCCCUUGCUACUGAGCACUUCAAACACUGUGCGUUAAGUCUUCGUGCAAUAGAAAUUCUCACUCUGCAUCUGGAGGCCCCGUCCACUGAACACAGGCGAGCGCAAGCACUGGUUUAGAGAAUUCGGGUUCCUGACGAACAGCCCUGCCUGGCUUGGCUCCAGCAGCACGGAGGGUACAGGCUUCGAAAGCCCAGCAUUGCCCGGUGGCGUUAACGCUCCCAAGGCCCGUGCUGUGCCCGCAGGUCUGUCCGCAUUCAGGAACCGCUCAUGGGCUCCAGCCCUCGCUAACUGCUACGUGUCCUUCGUGCCAUUGGGAAUCCAUGCUGUCUGUCUUGUCUUCAGGGCUGGCUGGGGGGGCCGAGGCACUGUAGGGUCAGUCCCAUCGCGUUGGGUCUGGCGAAGCUCGGGCUUCCUCCCACCUGCAUCCUCAGCCCUCAGCAGCACUUCUGUGUCACGCUCCAAGCUUGCUCUCUCUACAGCAUCAUAAGGUGAAAUAUAUAAAGGCGGUUUGUAAUUAGGAAAACAAUCUAACAUUUCCUAUUUAUGAGAUUAAUUUUAACAGUUUCUUUUUUUUUGAGGUUUGUUUUUAUUUGAUACGAACACAACAGGAGUAUACAUAUCCCGUGAGCAGACACUGGAGAAAGUUGGAUGGAGUGGGGUGCUGUCGGCUCGUAUCCAUAUCAUUGUGCCCCUGUUGUGUUUCCUAGAGCAAUCAUUUUUUUAAAAAAAAAAAAAAGUAUUUUAUCUAAAUGCCUAAUAAAUAAUAUUAUUUAAAUAGUUUUAAAAUAAUUUAGGACUGAGAAUAAGAAGCCUCAGUUGUGAGAGAAGAGACUUAAAAUAUACAGAGAGAGAAAAUACCCUUAGCCUCCUAGAGCCUCUACUGAGAAUUUCAUGAAGAUGCAGUGCCCCUUUGUCAAAGUACAUUGUGAUUUACUCGCGUGUUAAUUUAAAAUGAGAGACUGGUUUCCUGUGAUGUUCAUCUUUGUUGGCAUAUGUUUGAAUUUCUGAAUUCAAAGCUGAUUUUCUUCUCAUUCAAAGUUGGUCAAGAUUUAAAACAAAAAAAAAAUUUAAAAAAAUCAAAAAAAAAAAGGAAAAAAAAGAAAAAAAAAACACCUGGUGCAGCAGCAACUUUUCCUGGUGUGAACUCUGGAAAUGCACAUUGUAAAUUGAUCUUUGUCACGGAGGAGUUGUUUAAGUUUUCUUGCGGUGUGGAAACACGUUCAGACAGGCUGUCCCUGGCUAGGUAACAUGUCACGAGUGAGCGAGAGAAAAGCUGCAGAAGCAAAAAUGAAAACCGUUGCGCUAGAAAUUCCCCCUGCUUGCGGCAGGGGAGCACGUGUCUGCACGAGGGACGAGGGACAGGGCAGAGGGCCGCCGGUGAGCACCGAGCCGGCCGGCCCCAUGGUAAGACCUUAUGGUGGGCAAAGGGGGAAGGUGCUGAGCUAGUUGCAGGGCACAUCACCACUUCUGUGGAUUUGGAAGCAAAUUUGCACUUUGCCUUUCAAGGGUGUCCCACUAAAAACCAUCAGAUGCAUUUCCCACGCGAGGUUUUUUUUUUUUCCUUUGACGUAGUCUGAAAGAAAAGAAAAAAAGGCCCUAUGGUAACGAUUGGAUAACCUCAGCAAAGAAAAAGCUUGUUCCUGUCAGAAUACUCUAUGCAUUUCUGUGUUGCAAAGCGUUUUCUGCCGUUCCUUUCACAAAAGCGGGCACUGUGCGCCCCACUCGCUGGAAAUGCUCCGCGAAUGUCAAAUGUACGAAUUUGGACUUUAAUUCCAAAGCAGAUGGAGGCUGGCUGGGGUGGGGGGGAUUUCUUUUUUUUUUUUUUUUAAUUGUUUCCCUCAUGUCCCUUUUCAUUUUUUAUUAAAAAAAUUAACUCUUUGCAUUUGUGCAAUAACUACUUGCCAUGAUAAUGGGCAGACCUUUGAAAUGCCCCGACUACUAACACAGCACAAGAUGAACUCAAACAGAAAGUGGUGUACUUUUUCCUGAGAACUUUUUUUUUUUAAAUAAUAAGCUCAGUUUUUACCCCAGUGUAUUGUGGUGUCUUACAUUUUUAGCAGUAUUUUAUAUUUUUUCUGUAACGCACUAAGUCUUAGAUGUUUUUAGAGCUUGUUUGUUAUAUUCACAAUCACAGAUUAAAAAAAAAAAGAUCCUCACAAAGACCCAAUUGACCAAAAAAGUGUCAUUUUUUGUACAAGUAGCUUUGAGAAGCCCACAUUGUGUUGCUGU
Cygnus olor (mute swan) is the source of this 15594-nucleotide messenger RNA. RefSeq names its product cut like homeobox 1 (gene CUX1). Gene Ontology annotation, biological process: regulation of DNA-templated transcription; intra-Golgi vesicle-mediated transport. Gene Ontology annotation, molecular function: DNA-binding transcription factor activity, RNA polymerase II-specific; DNA binding. The record is from RefSeq and is a predicted model, not a curated record. Bases 1 to 4908 code for a protein of 1635 amino acids. NCBI's taxonomy places the organism in Eukaryota, Metazoa, Chordata, Aves, Anseriformes, Anatidae. The transcript is spliced from 26 exons. Gene Ontology annotation, cellular component: Golgi membrane.